AAUAAUAAAAAAAAGAAUACAGUAAAAAAAAAAAAAGAAGGGAACGAGUUCGACUCGAGACGCCACCUAAUCUUAAACUGACCCGACCUCCUCCUCGAUUUCUUCCCUUUUCCGUCAACUAAUUCAACCACCACUAACCAAAUCAUCUGGACUUUUUAGGGUUUUUAUUUGUAAUGGAACGAGCUCCAUCUUCUCCUACAACGCAGACGCCACGCGGAGCUCGUCGGUCUAAGGAUCCAGAAAUGGACGUUCAUGUUGGGGUGAACGAAGCUGACCCGACCUCCUCCGUUUGGGACUGGGGCGAUCUCCUUGACUUCACCGUAGACGAUCACUUCUCCAUCUCCUUUGACGACGAGAACUUAUCUCUUUAUCCUUUAGAAGCUCCAGCUCCGGAUUCGGAUCCAGUUCCCGGGCCGGAUCGUGUCAGGAAGCGGGACCCUAGGUUGACUUGUUCAAAUUUUCUAGCUGGUCGCAUUCCGUGCGCGUGCCCCGAGAUCGACGAGCAAAUCGAGAAGCUUGAAGAGGAAGAGGCGGGGGCGCCGGGGAAGAAGCGAGCCCGAACAGGUAGGAUCGGGUCAGGGACGUGUCGGUGCCAAGUUCCGGGUUGCGAAGCGGAUAUUAGCGAGCUUAAAGGUUACCAUAGGAGGCAUAGGGUUUGUCUCCGAUGCGCGAACUCGAGCACCGUUUUGAUCGAUGGAGAAACCAAGAGAUAUUGCCAACAGUGUGGCAAGUUUCACCUGCUGUCGGAUUUUGAUGAAGGUAAAAGGAGUUGCCGAAGGAAACUAGAGCGUCACAACAAUAGACGACGUAGGAAGCCUGUUGGUUCUAAGACUGUGGCCAACGAUGAAUCCCAAGGGGCUGUGCAGAGUGAAGAUGUUGCUUGUGACGGUGAAGCAGGAAAAGAUGGUUCAAGCUUGAGUGGCCAGAUAGCUGAAGAAGAAGCAGCCUUCGAGUCUGAAGACGGGCGUGGUUCCACUCAUUGCUCAGCUCCCAUGUUACAGAGUGUUAAUAAUGAUAGUGUUGUAACUCUUAUUGACACUGAAAUGGAUGGAAGGAAAGAUGACUCCAAGUUCUCACUUUCUACUUCUUCCUGUGACAAUAAGACUGCUUACUCAUCUAUGUGCCCUACAGGCAGGAUCUCAUUCAAGCUUUAUGAUUGGAAUCCGGCAGAAUUCCCUCGAAGACUUCGGCACCAAAUUUUUCAAUGGUUGGCCAAUAUGCCUGUUGAGUUGGAAGGCUACAUCCGCCCUGGUUGCAUAAUCUUAACUGUGUUUAUUUCAAUGCCGAAGAAUAUGUGGAACAAGUUAUCUGAAAAUCCCAUGACCUACAUGCAUGACUUUGUCUUUACGCCUGGAAGGAUGCUAUAUGGGAGAGGCUUCAUGACUAUUUAUCUGAAUGACAUGAUUUUCCGUACCAGGAAAGAUGGAACUUCUAUGGUGAAAAUUGAUAUGGAGAUGCAAGCCCCAAGACUUCAUUAUGUUUAUCCCGCAUGUUUUGAGGCUGGCAAGCCAAUGGAGUUUGUUGCUUGUGGAAGUAAUUUGCUGCAGCCCAAAUUUCGGUUUCUAGUAUCUUUUGCUGGAAGGUAUCUGGCGUAUGAUUAUUGCGUUGCAUCCCCACAUGUUCAGAGUAAAGGGGAUUCUCCUAGUUGUGAUCAUCGAUUAUACAAAAUACACGUCCCUCUAACUGAACCUGAUCUCUUUGGUCCUGCAUUCAUUGAGGUUGAGAAUCAGUCUGGAUUAUCAAAUUUUAUUCCUGUCCUAAUUGGAGACAAGGAAGUUUGUUCUGAGAUGAAGUCAAUACAGAAGAGGUUUGAUGCAUCUCUUUUUCCGGGAGGAUCAAAAAUGUCUGCAACUGGGUCAUUGUUGGAGGCAUGCGAAGCUUCAAGUUUGCGACAAAGAACUUAUUCUGAACUUGUUUUAGAUAUAGCAUGGUUAUUGAGGGAGCCUAAACUGGAAAAUUUUCAAGAGAUGAUGGCCUCUUCUCAAAUUCAAAGAUUCAAUUGUUUAUUGAGUUUUCUCAUACACAACGAAUCAACAGUCAUUUUGAAGAAAGUAUUACAAAAUCUGAAGAUUCUGGUGGAGAAGACUGGGUUUAAUGGAGCUAAUGAUUCUGACAUAAGAUUAUUCGAGAAACAUAUGGAUUAUGCUAGAGACAUCCUUAGUAUCAAACUUCAGAAAGGUGAAAGUCUAGUGCUGCAUUCAGAGUACAUCGAGCGAGAAAGAAAUUGGUGUUUGCAGAGCAGCUUUAAAGAUGAUGAGCUAUCAGUUGUUCCAAAUGCUUUUCAGGACUUGGAGGAAAGAACAAAUGGUAAAUUACGAGCAAUGACGGCAUCAACUAGUUUCACUAGAAGUGAGACUGUUCCGCUUUUAAAUAGAGAAAUAAUCAUGAAUGUGAACCUUAACAAGGAGUGCCCAAGAAAAUCAUGUAGUCCCAUUUUCACCGCCACAACAUUGAGAUCUCGUCCUGCUGUAUUAAUACUUGCUACUGCUGCUAUAUGCUUAGGGAUGUGUGCAGUCCUUUUCCACCCUAACAAAGUUGGUGAGUUUGCAGUAACAAUACGGAGGUGUUUGUUCGACAGGGUUGUAGAUGUUGAAUAAGGUCUUCAAACCAAAUAAUUGCCAUGGAUCUCCUCAUAUGUAAAUAUAUAAUGUAUGUUAGGUUUGAUGAAAUCAGGCUGUCGGAAGCUUCAGCAUGUGAAUGUACUCCCCGGUUUUGAAUUUGAUUUCUUCGAUUUAUUUGACCUCUGUUUCCUCGAUCCAAGUGCAUCUGACAAAAUGGGCAAUCUAGAAUUUGUAGAAGUAUGAAUGGCAAUAUUGCAGGAUGUUGAAUGUAAGACUGAGGGACCUCAGUUAUUGUAAAUCUUAAAUCUACAAUUGUUAAGCAGUUUUA
Molecule: messenger RNA, 2889 nt
Organism: Theobroma cacao (cacao)
Lineage: Eukaryota; Viridiplantae; Streptophyta; Magnoliopsida; Malvales; Malvaceae
Gene: SPL7
Product: squamosa promoter binding protein-like 7
Cellular component (GO): nucleus
Molecular function (GO): DNA binding
Source: RefSeq, a predicted model, not a curated record